AUGUUCGAGAAAAGUCUGCAGGAUGUUGUCAAGGGCAUCCGCGCCAACAAGCGAGAUCCUUCCGAUUACAUCUCGGCAACAAUCGCGGAGAUCAAAGUGGAGCUCAGGAGCUCGGAUGCCUUCAUCAAAGCGCAAGCGAUUCGUAAGCUGACGUAUCUGCAGAUGCUGGGCUACGACAUGAGUUGGGCGGCAUUCUACGUCAUCGAGGUGAUGACCAUGCCCCGGUUUGCGCACAAGCGAGUCGGAUACCUGGCGGCUAACCAAUGCUUCACGGAGGACACGGAGGUGGUGCUGCUGUGCACCAACCACCUGCAGAAGGAGUUCAAGUCGCAGAAUCCGUACGACGUGGGUCUGGCCAUCAACUGUCUGGCUAACAUCGCCACCCCGGGCUUGUCGCGAGACCUCAUCAGCGACUUGGUGCAGCUCCUCGGGAACCACAAGCCCUACGUUCGCAAGAAGGCGCUGCUUGCGAUGUACAAGCUGUUCAUCAAGUACCCCCAGGGGCUCCGCCUGACGUUCGACCGCAUCAAGGAACGCCUCGAGGACUCCGACAGCAGCGUCGUCAGCUGCGCGGUUAACGUGAUCUGCGAGCUAGCGGACAAGAACCCCAAGAACUACCUAGCCAUGGCCCCGCAGUUCUUCCGGCUCCUCACCACCUCCUCGAACAACUGGAUGCUCAUCAAGGUGGUAAAGCUUUUGGGGUCGCUGGUGCCUGAGGAGCCGCGUCUAGCGAGAAAGCUGCUGGAACCCUUGGCGACUAUCAUUCAGAACACCGCGGCGAAGUCAUUGCUGUACGAGUGCAUCCACACGAUGACGCUGGCCCUGCCGUUCACUAGAAAAGCAGACGGGACGGAGAGCAAGGCCGUCCCGGCGGCGGUGCGGCUGUGCUCGGAGCACCUGAGGAAGUUCACGGAGGACCCGGACCAGAACCUCAAGUAUUUGGGAUUGGUGGGCUUCGUGAACCUGAUGCGAUCUCACCCCAGGGCAGUGGCGGAGCACCGUGCUUUGGUGCUGGCUUGCCUCUCGGAUGAUGACAUCACCAUCAGGACCAGGGCGCUGGAGCUUCUGACCGGCAUGGUCACGAAGCGGAACUUGGAGGACCUCGUGCUCAACCUUCUUCAGCACGUGGCGAGGGCGGAGGGCACCUACCGCGACGAGCUCAUCGCGAAGAUUAUCCUUGUGUGUUCCCGUGACAAGUACGCGUACCUGUCGAACUUCCGAUGGUACACGGGCGUGCUGAUAGACCUCAGUCGAGUCGAGGGCUCCAAGCACGGGGACGCUCUCGCGCUGCAGCUGACGGACGUGUCUCUCAGAGUGGAGGAGGUCCGAGAGUACGCCCUGCACAAGUCGGUCGGCCUUCUGCUCGAGCCCUCGCUCAUUUCGGGUCGGUCGUGUUGCACGAUGAAGCAAGUCUUGGGGGCGGCGGCGUGGAUAGUGGGGGAGUACUGCCGGCCGCACCUGGAGACCGUGGCGAGGAAUCACAGGAGAAGGCAGCGGGUGUGGUUUGACAUCAUGCAGGCGCUACUCGCGCCAGAGGCCAGCGCGCUCCCGCCCCGCACGCAGGCGGUUUACGUACAGAACGCCCUCAAGGUGCUAAUCGCCAUGUGCCAGGCGUGCCCGGACGAUGGGGAGCUUGGGCGAACGCUGGACAUGGUGCCCGGUCGCCUUCGAGCCCUCAUGCAGUCCCCGCAUAUGGAGGUGCAAGAAAGAGCCUCGACGGUGUACCACUUGCUGGUGUCGUACAGCAUCACCAAAGAAGCGGAGGACAGCGGGGAGGCGUUCCAGCCCGGGGAAGGGGGGACCGCGAAUGGUACCGGUGGUGGUGGGGGGUCGUCGUCGCCGGGGGGCGGUAGCGAUGACGACGAGAAGCUUGCGAAGGAGAUGAAGGGCAAGGGCGCCGUUAACGGCCAGGCAGCAGCUCCUCCGGUCGUGCUAGACCUCUUGGGGAUGGACCCAAGCCCAUCGGAUGGCGGUGCUGCUGGAGACGGCGGUGGCGCCGAAGCUGUUGCGAACGGCAAGGAAGGGACGGUGGCACCUGGUGCGAUGCUGACCUCGAUGGCGCUUGUUCCGUCCAUGAUGGGGCCAGUAGGGGCGGCGAGAGGGGCAGCCUCUGAGAUGGCCGCCUUGUGCGGAGAGGUGCUCAAGCCGGUGAACCAGCGGGCGCAAGGCAGGGUGCCGCCUCCGGACGACGUUGACCUCGAGCAAGCCGUUGACGGAUCGGCUCUCGACCGGCUGCUAAGGGUGGAGUACGACGGGCCCACAGAUCUGACGCAGCUGUCCUUCACUCAAGUCCGACUUCCUAAGAAGAGCGAGCACGAGGAGUACCGGGUGUUCGGCAGCGCCGAGAAGGACGGCCGGGGCAGCGGUAAGCGCGGCAAGAAGUCUUCCCGCAAGCAGAGCAAGAAGUCCUCCCGCAGCCGAAGCGGGUCCCCGGACAACCCGCUCAACGGCGGCGGCGGCGGCGGCGGCGGCAUGCUGAUGCUAGGGGGAGACGACCGGAGCUCGGCUACGACCGGGAGCGUUGGCGCCGGGUCCCCGCUGGCGAACGGAGGGAGGAGGAGGCCUUCGGCCGACGACAGCUUCGACGACGAUUUCGCCGGGGGGCCGAGGGGGUGGAGCAAGGGCCGGAAGGGGAAGAAGGACAAGGGGGGGAAGCGCGGGCGCGGAGCGGGGAGGGACGCGGCGUACGCGGUAGACAAGGUGGAGAUGAUGCCGGCUAGCGCAAUCAUCGACAGCGAAGACGAUGACGACGUCGACGAGCCCGCGGGAAGCGGGAGCCGCGGCGGCGGGCGGCGGCGGAUAUCGUCGCGAGGAGGGCGAGAGAGUUUGGCGGCGAUCGACAUCACGACCCCCCUCGAGGAAGACGAGGUCAUGCCCGAGGUCAAGCCGUACGUGCGCCUGACGGCGGAGAUGGCGAAAGGCAGCGAGGACGCCCCUCGCUCCAAGGACGCGAAGCAGAAAAAGAAGAAGAAGAACAGCAGAGAAGAGGAAGCAACUCCCCAAGGAGAGCGAAGCAGCAAGUCCCGGAAAGCCUCCUCCGACGCCAAGAGGAAGUCUUCGAGGAAAGGAGACACAGCCGCAGCGGCCUCGCCUGGCGCCGACGCCGAGGUCGACCUCAUCGGCUGGGGGGCGGGAGAAGCAGGGCCCGGGUUGGCGGCCGCAUCUCCGAAGGUCCCGCCGGUGGCGCCAGCCCCGGCGGGGACGGCGAUGAGAGCACCGCCCCCGGCGUCGAUGGGGACGUGGGAGAGCGAUCUGUCGGCGAUUUUGUCUGCUGAUGCUCCUCCGGUUGCCGCUGCACCGGUGACGGGGGUUUGGGGCAGUGGCGGUGGCGGUAGCGGUGCUGCUGCUGGUGCUGCUGGUGCUACGAACCAGCAGCUGCUGGAGGACCUGGGGGGGGUGGUGGUCGGUGCUAAGGGUGGUCGUCGAAGAAGCGAUAAAGACGACGCGGACUCUUCGAGGAAGGGCCACAAGGGCAAGUCGUCCAAGAAGAAGAGUUCCUCCUCUUCCAAGCCUUCCAGCAGGGACAAGAAGAAGAAGAGCAGAGGCUGA
Molecule: messenger RNA, 3549 nt
Organism: Ectocarpus siliculosus
Lineage: Eukaryota; Phaeophyceae; Ectocarpales; Ectocarpaceae
Source: the annotation of a GenBank genome assembly